UGUGGAUGAAGGGGAAAAAUCAUUGUGAUCUUGACGCGACGGGAGUGGCCGAUGCUUCAUAGCCAACAGGGCGGAACGGACGCCUUGACUUUGCAAUCCAGCUGGGAUUCCCAACUCCGUUUACCUACCUACCUACCUACCUACCUAGGUACCUAGGUAUUUAUCUGUUCCAUAAUUACCACAUAAUACCAUACGUCCUGCCUUUUUGACCGAAACCAGGUCAGGUACUCCGGAAGGACAGAUCGACGACUGCAACCUCGACGUACCUACAGUACAUAAGGCUGCACCAAAUCGCCAAAACCGGGCCUCCCAGAAGAGCCUCAAUAGCUACGUUAGUGAUUGUUUCGUAUUGAAAGGAAGCGUCACCAAUCGCUAGUUGGUGCUGCUGUCAUUGGUUUGGAGUUUGGGCGGGUCUCGGAAGUCCUUUUUUUCCUUGUCUAGGUCUGUGCUGGCUCUAAAUAUAACACCAAGCGACUGAGGAGAAUGAGGGCGCCGCCUAAGUGCUUGUCUGCUACCUGUCUAUCUAUCUAUCUACCUACCCUAUUCACUUGCGACGCCCUCCAAUCCACAACGCUUCGCCGACGUAUAUUUUUCGGGGGUGGUUUGGGACUUGGACUAAUCUUUCAAUCGAAGCGAUCAGAUUUCGUGCGUUCGGCUGCUGCCCAACCAGCUUUACCCGCAAUCCAAAAGACGCGACACGACACGACACCUCGGCGCAACACGGUACAUGCGAUUAUAGCUGCAAGCUUUCGCUCUUGGCUGGAGCAGAGGAGGAACAAAGGGCGCUGGUCACUACAAACUACCUCCCCGAAAGUUACCCGUCAACGCCCGAAUACCUACCCCUUAUCUGGAGUAGGUAUUAUUGAUACUUGCUUCCACCGGGCUCACCGUUGCAGUGGAUGGGUACAAACCCAGGCAACGGAGCAAGUCAAGGCCAAGGAGGCGGUGACAUGUCGGGCAUGAUGCAGUCCAACCAGGCUAAUGGCCCUCAUGCCACGGAAUACACGUUGCAAGGUGUUAUGCGCUUUCUCCAAACGGAGUGGCACAGACAUGAACGCGAUCGCAAUGCCUGGGACAUUGAGAAGCAGGAGAUGAAGAGCAGGAUAGCGGCCCUCGAGGGUGCGGCGCGGAGAUCAGAUGCUACCCAGAAGGCUCUCAAGAAAUACGUAACGAUCCUGGAGCAGAAGGUAAAGCAGCAGGCUGCCCAGCUCAAGGGUGAAAACGAUGCAACCAGCGAUACCCAGGCACCGGCCUCUGAGAGAGAAAAGCGCGAGGCUCUGCUCAAGGAACAUCUCGAAAAAACAGCUGCGCAGGGACGUGGAGGCAACCAGAAUCCCGAUAUCCCGACCGAGACCGAUGUUAACCGGUCCGAACUGAAAACAUUCCUCGACCAGUGCCAGUCCGAGUUCACAUAUCUAAUGAUCACACCCGCGAAUCCCAUCCCGCCUCGGGAAUCCCCGCCGCCGCCGAUGCUGGAUGAACUGCCUCCGGAAGCGGGCUCAUUUGGUCUUCCUGCGGGACAGCAGGUUCUUGAGCAGUCCUAUGCCCACCAACCCAUUCGCCAGACUCAAAACCACGUUCGCGAAAUAAAUCCCCGGCCGGCGCCCUCUCCUGCCCUCAACCACCAUGUGCCCCCUCCAAUGCAGCCCACGGCCCAGACAGGCGUUUUCGCCAAGGGCACCGAGAUGCAGGCAGCCCCGGUCGUGCGCUCUAGUGCCGAGAUGCAGCCGCUUUUUGGUGGCGCCGCCCAAGAUUGGCCUCCCUCGAACACUAUACCUCCUAACCGACUGCCCGAGGAAAACCUGGCAGAGUUGAAUUCGCAACCCAAGCCAUCUGUUCGGCAGCCAGAGUCUACCCUCGAAAAUGCCGAAAAGAGGUUUGGUGAGGGUGACGGAGGAUGGGAUUUCAGCGAAGCCUCGUUCACCGAGCCCCAGACCCAGCCGCAACAACCCCAACAGCAGAUUCCGCCGGCCUCGAACCGACCGGACACCGAUGUGUUCCCCAACGCCGACAGCAUUCCGAAAUCACCUAACCGUGGUCCCAAUAAUGCGCACCGAAGGAAGAGUAGCAUGAGCAGGAGAAGAAGCUCGGAACAGGAGCUUUCGCUCAACGCACUGGCUCAGAAGGCCGAGAGCGGAAGCUUUAAGCUACGUUUCGGACUUCGUGGACAUCUCAACACUGUCAGGACUGUUAUAUUUUCGGGUGGUGGUAGUCCAGGCGAGCCCGAGAUAUGCACCGCUGGCGAUGAUGGCCUGAUCAAGCGGUUCCACAUCCCGCGUCUCCCUCACACGAGUAACAGUGCAGCAUCCGAUCUCGAUGUCCAAGCAGACUUUACGCACCGUGGCCACCACGGAGCUGUCCUGUCACUUGCAGCAUGGGCUCCUUCACCCAAUUUCUCUACUGGGGGUCGGGCCCAGGGUGAUGGAUGGAUAUUUUCAGGUGGCCAAGAUUCGAUGAUUCGGGUUUGGGAACGGGGCCGAGUCGACCCCAAGGCAAGCCUAGAUGGCCAUACGGAUGCGGUCUGGGCACUCUGUGUACUGCCUGCCACCCUGGGUGCCAUAUUCGGCAAUGCCAAUCCAUAUGGCAGCCCAGAUAGGAUCCUGCUUGCUUCCGGUGCCGCAGAUGGUACAGUACGACUGUGGGCAGUCAGUGCGCCCCCGCAGAUGACCUCUCCUCAGCCGCCUCCGCCGGGCCGCCGAGUUGGUGGUGGGAGUGGCCGUGUCCGUGGCAACUCGAUGAGCAGCGGUUCGGCAUUUCCGUCUUCCCCGCAGCCAUCAGUUGCAACCAACAGCCCCUUCCACCACACACUUAUUCACAGCAUCACGAGGGCUGACAGCCCUGGCGCCAGCCCGACUUGCAUCACAACCUUGGGCCGGAACGGAGAAGCAUUUGUUGUAAGCUAUUCUGACGCGGCAAUCAUUGUGUACGAUACCCGUACAGGUGAGGAGAUGGGUUGCAUGGCCAGCCUCGAGACCUACGAUGGGACGCCCAAGACAAGCGUCAAUGCAGUAGUGGCUACAACGGUCGGCCUAGACCAGCCACAAUCGGGUGAGGACGAAAGCGGCAGCGGCAGUGGGGCAGGCGGCAGCAGUGGCGGACCAACCGGCGGCGGCCGAUCCAUGGCAGGUUCCGGCGUUGAGGGUGUCAUAAUCUCGGGACAUGAAGAUCAGUUUGUGCGAUUCUUCGAUGCCAACAGCGGCCAAUGUACAUAUAAUAUGCUCGCACACCCAGCCUCCAUCUCGAGCCUCUCGCUGAGCCCUAACGGUCAAGAACUGGUCAGCGCCGGCCACGAUGCGUCGUUACGCUUCUGGAGUCUCGAGAAGCGCUCAUGUACGCAGGAGAUCACGAGUCACCGGAUAAUGCGCGGCGAAGGUGUCUGCGACGUCGUCUGGAGCUCGGACGGCAAAUGGGUCGUCAGUGGAGGAGGCGACGGCGUAGUUAAGGUCUUUGCGCGAUAGGAAGGGCAUGAACCUUGGAAGCGUUAUGGGGGUGUUCCGGGAUGGCACGAUUGUAUCACCAUCGACGACAAUGUCGACGUCAAAGCUGACAUGAAGGGGGUUGGGAAAGGCAAGCAAGUUGUUCGGGGGAGGGCAUCGUGGGAUGGAUUGAAUGAUGAUGAAAACCAGGAAUUGAUGGAAAGACAUGGUGCAGCGACUAAGAACAUACCUGAGCUCAAGCCCAUGCAUGGGGGCUCUAUCUUCGAAUCCCUCUCACUGAGAGAAAGGCGGAGGUGGCCUGUACCAUUCUCAUCUCCAGUCUCUGUGUUUGAGCAGACUGCCGAGCUUUAUCAUCAAGACCUCGACUUUGCAGACCUCGGCAAUAUCCCGAGCGCGUUAAUGUCAACGACGUCUGGGAGCAGCUCAAGCAAGUACUUGGGUAUCUCCAAUGCCAUGGAUCCGGGUUAUGCUGUGCCUCGGUCGUUUCUUGCUUCUGGGUCCAGGUCAGCGUUGCAAUCAGCCCUACCGACGGCGUCUGGAGUUAAUGGAGAUGAGGAAGAGGAAGAAUUUAUGGACGGCCGUGGUAAUCAUGCCCAGUGAUUCGAAGACUCCAAUCUCUUUUUGUUUUUUUGUAAUGUUUCUUGCUUUUCUGUCGCACCAGCGUUCGUACAUUCUCGUCGUUGUUCACAUUUGUCAAACCGCCAUUGGAGCUGUCAUUUUGUUCCCCUUUGUAUCCAAAGGGAUGCUGGGGCUCGUCUAAUACUGGCAUUCUGGUGGGCGUGCUCUUUUGUCGAGUCUUACUUAGAGCGGGAUGGGCAGGGUAUCUAUUUAUAUUUAUUUUUCUUUCUUUUCGCUGUCCCUGGAGGCGGGACAGGGGCCCGUGAAUACAGCCCAGGUUUUCUUUCACCAACGUCAGCAUUGUACUAUAGCAGUAUACGGAGAAGACAUUAUUUGGCAUGAGUGAGAAAUUUCACGUUUUGAC
Molecule: messenger RNA, 4419 nt
Organism: Pyricularia oryzae 70-15
Lineage: Eukaryota; Fungi; Ascomycota; Sordariomycetes; Magnaporthales; Pyriculariaceae
Product: striatin Pro11
Exons: 4
Coding region: 900-3458 (852 amino acids)
Molecular function (GO): protein binding
Source: RefSeq, a predicted model, not a curated record